Molecule: messenger RNA, 351 nt
Organism: Penicillium daleae
Lineage: Eukaryota; Fungi; Ascomycota; Eurotiomycetes; Eurotiales; Aspergillaceae
Exons: 2
Coding region: 1-351 (116 amino acids)
Source: RefSeq, a predicted model, not a curated record
AUGUCCGUCACAGCUACUACCACCACAACGCGCUCGUUAUCCGUGCUCGCCGACUAUGAGGUUCAUCAUAGUGGAUCUGAGCAGAAUGGCUCUUCUGCUGCGCCGGUAAAUCCAGAACAACCGGCUGACUGGCCUACUCAUCAUCGUCGUAUGCCGACGUAUCGUCCUGCCAAUCCUCGACUCGACCAAGCGGAUCGCCCCGCGGGGAAUGGGCAUCCUGCAGAGUACGCUUUCAUUCAGAUUAUGUUGCACGGUGUAUGGUUAAACGCGUCUGUCUCCCGACUGUGGCGGUUUACUGGCGGAAGGAUCCACGACAAGAUCUUCCAUUACGAAGUCGGCGGGGAAUGGUAG